UAUAUGUUGCAACCUUUAAGUACUUUGAUCACGGAAAAUAACGGAAACUCACGAAAAUUAAAGUUGUCGUAAAACAAGAAUGGAGGAGAACGACAUCGAACCAGAAACCGAUAAGAUUGGCCGAUUUCAGGAAACAGGAGAAGUACGUGAAAUUCAUGAGAUUAUUAUUAAGGAUGAGGUUGAUGAUGAUGUUCAUGUGUGUCGCAGGUGUAAUAUGGUAUUCUAUAACAUCCAGAAGUACCUCGAACAUAAAGUUAAACACGAUAAUUUCAAGGUGAAGUAUUCCAAGUCUGAUGUAGAUAAGAGGAUGAUUAUGCCCACACUGAUCCAGAGACAGGUGCGAGGAAAGAAGGAAAGGGUUGUAACUCAUCAUGCUGGCCAAGAUAGUGAGAAAGAAAAUGAUCAACAAACAAAAACAGGAAAAAGAGGGAAACGUAAACUUAAUGAGAUACACAACCAGAAUCUUGUCAUUACUGAAAGACCAGCGUAUAUCUGCUCAAAAUGUGAUAGAAAAUUUAAUAGAGAAGCUUCACUGAAACGUCACACUGAGUAUGAUCAUAAAGAAGAUAGCGAUGAUGAUGAUGAUGAUGAGGCAGGUGAUGAUGACUAUGAUGAUGAUAGAGACAAGGAGUAUAGACCUAAUUUAGAAGCAAUUAAGGAGGAGAUAGCGGAGGAUGAGGAGGCCGAGGAAGAAAUGCAGCAACAAGCUGCUCCCGAGAUGGACAGUUUAGACCAGGUCAUCAUGGCAGCUGCCCUCGUAGAGAAAGCUGAGGCUAGUCAACAAGUACAGGGUUCGGAUGAGAUACAAGUCAGUGUGCAUGAUGAAACAGGUGCAGUAGUCAAAGAAGAUUUAGUAGUCAUUGCAACACCAGGAAAUAAUAGCUAUAGAAUAGCUCCUAAACCAAACAAUCAACCAGCUAAACGACAAAAACUGAUGUAUGAUGAUAAAGCCAGUAGAAGAUUUAUGUGCAAUAUUUGUGACAACAAAUUUAAAGAGCUUGCAGUAUUAAAAGCACAUAUGUUAACACAUACAAACAAGCGCCAAUAUCCUUGUAUGUAUGAGGGGUGUACUUAUGCCUUCAAGACCAAGGGAUCUUUAAAAAGACAUUCAAGACGGCAUACGGGAGAACGUCCAUACCCCUGUGAGUUGUGUGGCCGCACAUUCACUGAAUCUGGUGCUCUUACAAGACAUCUCAAGUCGAGAACUCCAUGCACAUCUAAGUCUGAUGAUGAUCUGCCGAGAUAUCGUAAAAAAUGGUCUGUGGGUACCAAUGUUCCUGCAUCAGUGGCAGCAAUGGUGAAUAAAGACCAAAACGAGAACCAGUCCCUACAAGUUGAUCAAGAUAAUUUUGUAUCAGUUAUAAACAUACAGCAGUUAGAUACAGUGGAAGGUGAGGAGGAGGAUGAGGAACAACUGUCUAACAUUCAUACAGUAUCUGAUGUUCUAGAUAACACUGUACACAAUGACGAGAACAAACACCUGUUUGAUGAGGCAAGUGCUGGUGUAGAAGUUGUGAUAGCAGAUGGUGUAGAGACAAUUAUAGAAGAUGAAAAUAUCCAGCAGUUUGUACAUUCAGAGACUGUCAGUCAAUCCUCAGCUAGUGUUUGUAAAGUGUGUAAUGAAGAAUAUUUAUCAUUGGAAGCAUUAAGAAUUCAUUUACGUACACAUUUAGCAGAAGACACCUGUAAAUGUCAGUUAUGUCAUUAUAUCACUGACAAUAAAGAAGACUUUGAGAAUCACAUGUUUCUUCAUCAUCAUGUUCAAAUCAGAAGCAGUGAUCCUUUAACUGAUUUAGUAUCAACAAGAGCAGAGCAAAAUGACACCAGUAAAGAUGGAGAUAGCUUAAUUGGAGAUGCUAAAACUGCUUUGAAACAAUUAAUGGAGCUACCACAGGAUGAUGUGGAAAGUGAAACACAUAGAGAAUUAUCUGGCAAUUCAUACAAAUGUCCUGUUUGUAAUAAACAAUUCCGGGGAAGUAACUACCUCAAACUUCACAUGAGAAAUCAUACAGGUUUACGUCCACAUAAGUGUACCAAAUGUGAGAGAUCUUUUAUUACCCGAGAUACGCUGAAGAAACAUAUGGCUACUCAUAUAGAAGAUCGGAACUUUAAGUGCGGAGAAUGUGGUAAACUGUUUAAAAGGUUGUCACAUGUUCGAGAACACAUCAAAAUUCACUCAGGAGUUAGACCUUUCCCAUGCAACUUUUGUGAAAAGACUUUCAAAACAAAUAAUGCAAUGAAAGUACAUCUCCGCACACACACAGAUAUCCUGCCUUAUGAGUGUUCAUUUUGUCACCGUCGAUUUCGAGAGAAGGGCUCAGUUGUACGCCACAUGAGGAUGCAUACUGGAGAGAAACCCUACGAGUGCCAGUUUUGUGGUCGUCGCUUUGCUGAACAUGGAACACUCAACAGACAUCUCAAAGCUAAAGUAUCAUGUAAGAAGCAGAUUGUGAUGAUGAAGGAUUAUGAAGAUGAGGAUGACACAGAUUAUACUGUCCUGGCCGAAUUCUCCUCCGUCGUAGCUGAUACACAACAAUAUAUAGUACCUCAUGAAGAGGCUGACGGGGAGGAUGAAAAACAAGAGGAAGUCACUCAGGAAACAGAUGAUUCAAGACAGACAGCAGAGAUUGUUGUUGUUCAGACAGGGGAUAUGGAGGCACAUAGAGAGAAUGUCGAGAUAGAAAAUGUUGAAGUAGUUACUGGGGAUGGUGAGGAAACAUCUGUGGUGGAAGCAGUACAAGUGACAGAUGAUUAUCUUGUGAUCACAGAUGAAAGUAAUGCUGUGAUGAGAGUAUUAGACAGAACUACUGGAGAAACUGUAGCUAUUGUCCCUAUGGCAAACAUGGAUAACUCAGAUAAUCAGGUUCAGACUAUCACUAUGUCGGAGGAAGGAGAAGUUUCUACAGUGACUAUGGUACCAAAUACGUGUGAAGAUGUUAGUGAGAUGGUUACAAUUGCUCAACUUAUAGAAGGAGAUGACGGUCUUGUACAUGAUAUAGAAACAGAAGAUGGUAUAACAACACAUGUUAUACAAACAGUUAACCAGUCAGAGGAAGAACAAGGUGACACAAUUACACAAUGUGUCGAAAAUAAUAUAGAUGAAAGUGAACUGAUUGAAAAUGAAACAAUAGAAACAAAAGAUUCCUAGCAAGAAAAUGUUUUGUCAUUUUGUGAAAACCAGUUUUAAUUUAUUUCAUUGUUUUGAUUUUCUUUGUUUUUGGUUAAUAGAUUUAUGUUCAUGUUCACAUUAAUUGAUAUGUGAUUAUGUUUUCAACCAGGUUUAUUACAAUCAACUGCAAGAUUAUUGCAUCAAAUAAAGGUAAAAAAAUGUUCAAACAUUGUC
Ruditapes philippinarum (Manila clam) is the source of this 3343-nucleotide messenger RNA. RefSeq names its product transcription factor E4F1-like. The transcript has 18 exons. The record is from RefSeq and is a predicted model, not a curated record. NCBI's taxonomy places the organism in Eukaryota, Metazoa, Mollusca, Bivalvia, Venerida, Veneridae. Bases 80 to 3148 code for a protein of 1022 amino acids. Gene Ontology annotation, molecular function: DNA-binding transcription activator activity, RNA polymerase II-specific; RNA polymerase II cis-regulatory region sequence-specific DNA binding. Gene Ontology annotation, cellular component: nucleus. Gene Ontology annotation, biological process: regulation of transcription by RNA polymerase II.